This is a messenger RNA of Diachasmimorpha longicaudata, 2197 nucleotides long. RefSeq names its product carnitine O-acetyltransferase-like. Lineage: Eukaryota; Metazoa; Arthropoda; Insecta; Hymenoptera; Braconidae. The coding region runs from base 145 to 2088 and encodes 647 amino acids. The record is from RefSeq and is a predicted model, not a curated record. Gene Ontology annotation, cellular component: peroxisome. Gene Ontology annotation, biological process: carnitine metabolic process, CoA-linked. The transcript is spliced from 9 exons. Gene Ontology annotation, molecular function: carnitine O-acetyltransferase activity.
AUGAAAAUAAAUCAUCGGUUGGCUCUCCCUUACAAGUGAUUAUUGAACUUGAUUGCUCCGACACAGCAGAAACUGUACAAAAAUAGUUGACUCGGAACGAGCGUGAUUUCUGUGCGUAUAGUGUGUGCACAUAGAGCAGUCGAAAUGUCAAAGGUGUUACGAGUCCACCUCAAUACCUCAAUGUUAUUCCACAAUCGAUAUCUCAGUGUCCAGAAGACCCACCAUAUAUUCAACAUGGGAUUGACGAAGAGUGGAGGUCAGAUGAUUCACACCAGGAGACUCACUUCCAUUCAGCUGAAUCAACAGGAACUGCCUAAACAACCGGUUCCUGAUCUUCAUGAGACUGCUCAUAGAUAUUUGAGGUCAUUGAAACCAUUACUAAACAAUCAGGAAUACUCGAAAACCGAAAAAAUAGUGCAGGAUUUCAUUAGUGAGAGUGGACUGGGUCCAAAAUUGCAGAGAAAAUUGCAGGAACGAUACGAAAAGACUGACAGUUGGAUGAAUGAGUGGUUCUUGAACGCUGCCUACCUGGGAUAUCGAGAUUCUGUACUCCUCAUGUCAAGUCCUGGGACCGUAGGACCGCCCCAGGACUUCAAAUCCCCUGAGGAUGUCCAGAAAUUCGCUGCCCAAUUGAUCAUCGCCGUUUCCACUUACGAUAAUUUAGUAAAAAAAGGCGAUAUGAAACAAGAGAUGGUCGGUAAGACCCCCCUGGACAUGCAGCCCUACGCCCUGAUCCUGGGCACCCACAGGAUACCAGGACUUCCCCUCGACAAGCAAUUCCACACCGACACAUCCCGCCACGUCAUAAUCCUCAAGAACCAGAAUAUUUUUAAAUUACCGCUCAUCGAUGCCAGUGGAGUUCCCCUAACUGAAUCGCAACUGACUGCCGCCAUCAAAGACAUCUUCGAUCGCUCCACGAGCCCGGGGAUCCCUGUAGGAAUCCUCACAGGGAGCCCCAGGGAUACGUGGGCUCAGGACUUCGAGGUCCUGAGGGCUAUUGGUGACAAUUCAAAGCUGAUAAAAGACAUCGAGGAAUCUCUGUUCAUCGUCUGUCUGGACAGGGAAAUUCCUCGUGAAAAAUUCGGGGGGAAGAACAUUUCCUCGGUGAGGGCUAAACAGGCCCUCACAGGCUUCAGUAUUGACAGCAACUCCGGUAAUAGGUGGCAUGACAAAACAUUGCAGUUUAUUGUUUCUGAAGAUGGAUUCGUUGGGACUGAAUACGAACACAGCCCUUGCGAGGGUGGGCCCAUUGGUGUUAUUCAGGACUUCGUUCUGAGAUAUGUCGAUAGCAGGAAGAGUUCGGGCUCAAAAAAUUCAGGACAGGACGAGGUAUCGGGAUCACCUCGAGAUUUUCCGAAACCUGAACUCCUGAAAUUUGAAAUCAAUCAGGGGAUUGAGAGAUCCAUUCAAGAGGCGACGAAAUUUGUUGAUGGAAUGUGCAGUAAAAUUGAUAUGGAGUGUUUCACGUUCAACAAUUUUGGCAGUGGGGAGAUCAAGAAACUCAAGAUGAGUCCAGACAGUUUCAUCCAGACCGCCAUGCAGGUGGCUUUCUUCAGGAUGCAUGGAAAACCCCCGGCCCAUUACGAGUCCGGGGGACUCAGGAGGUUCAGGAGCACUAGGACUGAGGCAAUCAGGUCGACCAGUGUCGAGUCUGUGGCCUUCGCUCGGAUUAUGAUGACAGGGGUGUCCAAGGGGGAGAAGAAAGAGGCUCUGGUGAGAGCUAUUGAUGCACACAAGAGGAUCGCUGGGGAGGCGGUUACUGGAGCUGGAGUUGAUCGUCACCUCUUCGGAUUAAAAAUGAUCGCGAAGGAAGAAAAAAUAGAACUUCCAGCUCUUUACUCCGAUAUUGGAUUCACCAGGAGCUGUCAUUGGAAUCUGACAUCGAGCCAAGUGCCUUUCAAGACUGCAUCAUUCAUGUGUUACGGACCAGUCGUGGAAGAUGGUUAUGGAUGUUGUUAUAAUCCCAGACCAGACGAAAUAUUCUUCGCCUGUUCGUCAUUCAAUUCGUGCAAAGAAACUUGCACAAAAAAAUUUGCUGACAUGUUGCGACAGGCCCUCUGUGAUAUGAAGAAUGUCGCCACCGAUUGAUUGUUACGUUAUUUUAUACAUUGCAAACAGAUAUUUUGUUAAUUGUCAGGGUGGAGGAGGGUGAAAGAUUUUUUAGAGAUUUACCUAUUAAUAAAGAGUCUACAAAGCA